AUGGAUAUAACAACCCUUUUUAAGGCCUGCGUAAAGACCGUACGUACAACAAAUAAAUCCCUUGGUGUAAGAGAUCAAAAAAACAGCUUUUUAAAAGGCACAAAAGAUGGAAACCUUGGUAAAGCAAAAGAAAUUGUUAAACAGAUAUCCAGUUUACAGAAUUUCUUAUUGGAAAAUAAAGCAGCGUACCUUAAUGUCAUAAAUUAUUUGUCCACUAAUAAAACCAUGACUGAAAUUGAUAGGGAAAAAAUUGAUGAAGCUGCUGAAAAAAUAGUAAGUAGUUGUACUACUUUAAUUAUUGAGUACAAAAUAGAAAUUAAGCAAUUGGCUAAAACAAAACAAAAACAGGAGCAUUAUGAAAAUAUAAUUUUGUCUUUGGAAAAAUAUUUAAAAAAUGUAUCGAAAAUUUACACAGAAGCCAAGGCUAUUAGAGUGAAAAGGGUUAUAGAAACACAUAAAUUAUCAAAAUUAGAACUGACACCAUCUAAGAAAAAACUUCAAUUAAAUGAUUCCACCAACAGUUUAAUUGAAAUAGAUAAUGUAAAACCCAUAAUUAUACCUUCAGUAACUCAAUCUGACAACUUUGAGGAGUUAUCAGCUGAAGAAUUACAAAUGUUUGAAUCUGAAAAUGAGUUUUUAUUUAACGAAUUAAACAGUGUUUCAGAUGAAGUAAAACAAAUGGAAAGUAAAGUUGUCCAUAUAGCAGAGCUUCAGGAGUUGUUUACAGAAAAAGUAUUACAACAGGAGAAAGAUAUUGAAAGGAUUUCUACAACAGUUGCUGGGUCUACAGACAAUAUGAGAGAUGCCAAUGAACAAAUUCGGCAGGCUAUUCAAAGAAAUGCGGGGCUAAGAAUUGGUAUAAUGAUUAAUGUUAAAAAUCUUGGUUGA
Messenger RNA from Brassicogethes aeneus, 888 nucleotides. Lineage: Eukaryota; Metazoa; Arthropoda; Insecta; Coleoptera; Nitidulidae. The record is from the annotation of a GenBank genome assembly.